Molecule: messenger RNA, 1002 nt
Organism: Momordica charantia (bitter melon)
Lineage: Eukaryota; Viridiplantae; Streptophyta; Magnoliopsida; Cucurbitales; Cucurbitaceae
Product: suppressor of disruption of TFIIS
Source: RefSeq, a predicted model, not a curated record
CCACCCUCUCCCUCUGUUUCUCCUCCCCCUUCUCCUUCUCCCUUCUCAAAAACAAUGGAAUUUGAUAAGUGUUACAGGAAGCCCGAGAUGCCAAAAUUUGAUUGUCUUCUUUUUGAUCUGGAUGACACUCUAUAUCCUGUCAGCUCUGGCAUGGCAGCAGCUUGCAAAGCCAACAUACAAGCUUAUAUUGCUGAAAAGCUUGGGAUAGCGAAGACCAAAAUCCCAGAGUUGAGUAACCUUCUUUACAAGAAUUAUGGAACAACAAUGGCUGGUCUCAGGGCUAUUGGGUAUGAUUUUGACUAUGAUGAAUAUCACAGCUUUGUCCAUGGGAGAUUGCCUUAUGACAAUCUGAAGCCUGACCCCAUUUUGAGAAGCCUUCUGCUGAGCCUCCCCUACACGAAACUUAUCUUUACCAACGCAGACAGAAUUCACACAGCCAAAGUACUUAACAAACUUGGAUUAGAAGACUGUUUUGAAGGCAUUAUCUGCUUUGAAACCCUCAAUCCCACUCAAAGAGGGCCUGUUUCUGUAGGUGAAAAACAGGAUUCAAGCAGUGAAAUCUUUGACAUAAUUGCCCAUUUUUCUCAGCCAAGCCCUUUGAUUGGGUUGCCCAAAACACCCGUUGUCUGCAAACCAUCAGAAGCUGCCAUUGAAUGGGCCCUCAAAAUGGCAAAUAUUGACCCCCAAAGAACAUUGUUUUUUGAGGAUAGUGUCCGCAAUCUUCAAGCAGGCAAGCGACUUGGGCUUCAAACUGUGCUGGUUGGCACUUCCCAGAGAAGCAAAGGAGCAGAUUAUGCAGUUGAAAGCAUCCACAACAUAAAGGAAGCAAUUCCAGAGCUUUGUAAAGUUGAAAUGAAAUCAGAAAUCAAUUACUCYCCCAAUAAUAAAGUAGCUGUGCAGACUUCUGUGACAGCUUAGAAAUCAAGCCCUUGUUUGGGCAAAAUAAAUCUAUGUUAAAAAAAAGAAAAAAAAAUUGAAUAAAACAGCUGUUCAGUCCUCAAA